Messenger RNA from Ciona intestinalis (vase tunicate), 1163 nucleotides. The record is from RefSeq and is a predicted model, not a curated record. Lineage: Eukaryota; Metazoa; Chordata; Ascidiacea; Phlebobranchia; Cionidae.
GUAAAAUCCCCGACAGCAAGAAUGGUUUAUUAAUAGCACAUCUGAAUAGACAUAAAGUCCAGGCCUAUGGCAUACUAUAAAGAAACGGCAAGAACAAACACGAGUGGGAGAUAUGUAUUUAAAAACUUCGCCACUUCCUUCCAUUUUAAAUAUUAAGUUCAGCAAUCAGCAGUGUUGUCACAAUUUACAUUUAUUAUUGCAAUGUUGACUGAAGAACAACUUAGAAUGUUACGAAGCGCAGUGGUUUAUGAUCCAAGUAAAGUUCCAACUGAUCUGCCCGACUUUAAUGUGACGGAUGACAGUAGUAUGGAGCAAUUAAAAAGCAAAAUGAAUGACCGCUUAAGCAAAAUUGAACACAAAUUCCCAUCUGAUGAAUAUAACUUCAUCGAAGAAUGCGACAUCGGUUCACUCACUGGGAAGCAGAUCUUGCAGUUGUUCAUGAAAAUAUUGAACGACCCAACAAAAUAUCAGCCCGGGAAUUGUUUAAUGUUUUCCAUGGAACGGAAAGCCGAAGUAGCUUUUGCAAUUAAUGAUACACGGAGUUUCGAGGUUCGCACAGUUACACGGGAUGAUAAACGUGAUAAAAGAAUGUACCAAAAGAUUUUUGAUGAACAACAUAAAUUCAAACCAAAUAAACGUUGGUCAAGCACGCCACGGACAAGAGCAAAUAUUCGCAAGCGAGUACCUAAGCAAAUUAAGCUAUUUUUAAACAACGAGGUGAACAAUUGCGAGUCGGGUUACCGAUGUGCUUUCCUAGGAAUGCUUCAAGAGUUAGCUAGGGUGGAGAAGCGUAUUGAAGAAGGGCCGUAUAAAGUGGUUUACUCUCAACUACAGCAGGUUCCAGUUGCAGCUUGCGUUAAGUUAGCUGUUGAAGUAAAACCUUCACAAACCGGAAAUCUACAACAAGUGUUUGGUUCGCAUGGUGUUCACGAUGACAUUGAAGAUAAAAUCAAACAAGAAUACGCAGCGGAGCACGGUGUCGAAAUAUCCAGCGAUGAGUUGUAUAAGCUGACACUGCAGGAAAAGAAACGAAUGAGGUUCAAAGCGGCUGAAGAAAUUAUACAAAGUUCUUUCGUGGAACAGAAUGAAGAUGGAAGUUACAACGAUGACGUCAUCAAGCAAGAGGCAAACGAUGUGAGAGAAUUCUUCAUGUGAUUUGGUGG